Molecule: messenger RNA, 1251 nt
Organism: Anastrepha obliqua
Lineage: Eukaryota; Metazoa; Arthropoda; Insecta; Diptera; Tephritidae
Product: piggyBac transposable element-derived protein 3-like
Exons: 3
Coding region: 1-1251 (416 amino acids)
Source: RefSeq, a predicted model, not a curated record
AUGCCGUAUAACCAUGUGCCGUCGAUUAAAAACUACUGGUCGAAUCAUAACUCAUUGAGCAAUGAAUCUAUAAAAUCAGCCAUAUCACGUGAUCGUUUUGAGCAGAUAAUGUCUAAGCUAUAUUUUGCUCCAGUUGACAAGCCUGCAGAUGCAGGAAAAACCUAUUACAUUCACGAUUUCAUGAAUUGCUUGAAAACAACUUUCAAAGCCUGCCGGGAUGAUAGUAGCUUCCAAAGUAUCGAUGAACAAAUGACUAAAUUCAAAGGGUGUUCAUCACUCAAGCAAUAUAUGCCACUCAAGCCAGUGAAACGGGGCAUCAAAACGUGGCUUCGCUGCGAUUAUUUGACUGGAUACACCUAUGACAUGAGUAUCUAUUGUGGAAAAGAAGGAUCUGUCCUUGAAGGGACACUCGGCGAACGAUUUGUGAAUGAUCUUGCAGCAACGAUUUCUAACCCUGACGUGACACUUUGCUUUGAUCGUUUUUUCACCACUGUUAAUCUUAUUAACAACAUACAAUAUCCAGCUUUGGGAACAUGCAUGUCCAACCGGAAGAAUGUUCCGAAAAUACUAGAAAAAUUGCAGCGCGGCGAAGCUAUUUUCAAAGUUAAUUCGGCGGGUACCAUAGCGGUAAAGUGGCAGUACGUCAAAGAGGUAAUGCUGCUCAGUAACUGCCACACAUCUGAAAUGAGCACUGUUAGACGCAAAAUGAAAUAUGGAACUGAGGCAGAGUUUCCAUGCCCUGACAUCGUAAAGACGUACCGCGCAAUAAUGGGCGGUGUGGACUUGGCAGAUCAAAUGUCGGGAUUGUAUGAUAUAAACAGAAAAUCAAAUAAAUGGUGGAAAAAAGUAUUUUAUCGUGGCAUGAUGAUGGCUGCUGUAAACACUUGGGUUAUAUAUUCGGAGCUGAAUAGGAAGAAACCUGCCUUCUUACCAGUGCUGGUCGAGAUUGCUGAGUCGCUAAUUGAAAAAGGAAAGGAAUCUACCGCAUAUAAACGAUCCCGUCGGUCUGGAAGAUCAUCGAAUAGAUCCGAAACCAGUGAUGGUAGCGGAUCUGGAUGGUACUUGGAUGAAUACACUAAGUACUUCUACGCUACAGGACAGAUGGCCAAUGUAUUCUUAACGGAAGUCUAUGCCAACUUGGAUCCAGCAUACUGGCUAAUUGAGGGACAGUGGCGGGGUAGUAGUAUUGGAAUUUGUAGUGACAGUCAAGCUGCACGGAAAGCCCUCGCUAACCCACGCUGUUCUUCGUAA